Molecule: messenger RNA, 4058 nt
Organism: Chelonia mydas (Green sea turtle)
Lineage: Eukaryota; Metazoa; Chordata; Testudines; Cheloniidae
Gene: GNA14
Product: G protein subunit alpha 14
Exons: 7
Coding region: 2257-3321 (354 amino acids)
Biological process (GO): adenylate cyclase-modulating G protein-coupled receptor signaling pathway; phospholipase C-activating dopamine receptor signaling pathway; action potential
Cellular component (GO): heterotrimeric G-protein complex
Molecular function (GO): GTPase activity; G protein-coupled receptor binding; G-protein beta/gamma-subunit complex binding
Source: RefSeq, a predicted model, not a curated record
UAUAAAAUUUUUAUUAAAGUUAAUGUUUAAAAUCAAAUUUACACAAGUUAAGAGGGAAGGCACUUUACAUCUGGGGUCAGGCUUGGGUUAUGGGGGAUUGCAAGUAUCAGUUGCAAGGUUCAUGAGGUACAUACAUAUCACAUAACCAGCAUAGAUCCAGAUUGGGGUGUGGGAGUUUUUAAAGUGUCAGUGUAUAAGUGGGCUCAGGUGCGCCACCCAUGGAAUGUAUUAAGAGUCCAAGUCAGUAUUGGUGUAGAGAAUAAGUACAUAGGUAGGGUGCAUCCCUCAGUUCAUCAGGGAAGGAAAUGGGUUAUUUCCCUGGUCGGUGUUCUCAGUUACUCAACCUGGUACUGCCGGUGUCCCUUCUUGUCCUUGGACGGUAUCGCUGCCACCACCAAGUGAGUUUGACAAAGAUUCAAGGAAAAGAACCACUUGGAGUUCCUGUUCCCCAAAAUAUUCCCCCAAAUCCCCUUCACCCCCUUUCCUGGGGAGGCCUGAGAAUAAUAUCCUCACCAAUUGGUACAGGUGAGCACGAACCAAAUCUCUGGGCUUUUAGGACACUAAAAACCAAUCAGAUUCUUUAAAAAAAAACAGAACUUCAUUAUAAAGAAAAAAAAGUAAAAGAAGCACCUCUGUAAAAUCAGGAUGGAAGGUAAUAUUACGGGGUAAUCAGAUUCAAAACACAGAGGAUUCCCAUCUAGGCAAAACUUUAAAGUUACAAAAAACAGGGAUAAACCUCCCUAAUACUAUGCGUUUUUAUACAAGUGUCAUUUUUAAAUGAGAGAAUAACAAAUGUGAAACCUGACCUAUCAGACCUACUUUGCUACAAAACUUUCUCUCCACCUCACUCCCAACAAUUGCACAAGAUUACAAAGUACAUCACUCCGUUUGGGUGUCAAAUCUCUUCCCACACCAGACUGGGGUUAGCUGACUUCAUUAAUGUACUAUCAAUUCUUAACACUAGAAAUGUGGAAUCAUUCUCCUAAGAUUAGUGAAAGUUUUAGACUUCUGAAAUAAACGAAUCCCUCAUCCACUUGAGCUUUCUUCUUCUAGUUAAUGGUGUGUCCCUCAGUGAGUCAGCCUGCCAUGUAGUUUAAAGACCAGCAACCCCCUGUAAAUUGGCAGAAUGACAGCAUGCAUCUCCGAUUGUCUCAGCUUCAACAAACAGGUCUGCACUCAUUCCAGUGAGAUCCCAGGAACUGAUUAACCUCUAGGUUAUGAAUCAAGGCUGCAGAUGCCAGACGAGGGAAGUGUGCGCAGAAAGAGGCUGCUAAGCGAAACAAGUUUUGUUCCCGGGAGGCGAGCCCCUAGAGCUCAGCAGCUCGCGCCCGGUUUGCUAUCCCUGCCCGGCAGCAGCGCCUCCUCUACCUCGCUGCUGGGGAGCUGGAGACAGCAGCCGCUCACCUGUCGGAGCAGGGAUAUUUCAAUUAGGGAGGAAGACUGGGCGCCCGGGGCUGUUCGCCUGCAGAUGAGCAGCCGGGGCCGUGUUACGUACGGACAGACUUCUCCCACGGGAAAGGGGUUUCCAGAGGGGCUGAAGGAGUUUAAGGCACUGCCUCCCCUCCCCCGCUCCUGACUCCAGCCUUUUUAAAAUUAUUAAUUGAUUAUUAUUAAAUACCAGGCGCCAUUUGCUCCAGCGCCCUGCCGGAGUCCCGCCGCCAGUCGGACUGAGCUCGCAAGACGCCCCGCCUCCCCCACGUCUCCAGCAGCAGCAGGCGCAGCCGAGAGCAGUCCCGGCUGCUCCUCCCUCGCCGCCUGGCUCCCUCUCCGGACAAGGAGCCGCAGCCUGGAGGUUUCAUUUGUCCCACUGCCUCCAGCUGGCGGCGGCGGCGGGGGGGGGGAAUUUCCUCCUCCUUCUUCUUCUUCCUCCUCCUCCCCCCCCCAUUGCCGCCGGUCUCUCGUGACACUCCAAGACGCAUUUGCAAAUAUUAACCCACGAGAGGAGGGACAACGACAUAUAAAAGCACCUGCCCGUGAGCCUAGUGCCUGGGGGAAGAGGCGAGCCCAACCCACCGAGCGCGGCUCACAUCCCCGUUCGCUUUGCCGCCUCCCUGCGUGGGACUCGUCUGCUCCGGAGCCCUGCGGACGCGCUGCCCUUGCCGGCCAGCCGGCGGCUGGUGCCGCGGGGAUCCGGGGCUGGCGAGAGGCUCAAGCCCGCCCGUGCUCGCAGAGGACCAGGUGCGGGCGGGUGUCGUUUUCCCUGGCGCGCAGAGCCGGGAGGGGAGCGCUCCUCGCCCGCACCCUGCCGCGCUGACCAUGGCCGGAUGUUGCUUAUCCGCCGAGGAGAAAGAGUCGCAGCGGAUCAGCGCGGAGAUUGAGCGGCAGCUGCGCCGGGAUAAGCGGGACGCGCGCAGGGAGCUCAAGCUGCUGCUGCUGGGCACAGGAGAAAGUGGAAAGAGUACCUUUAUUAAACAGAUGAGGAUUAUUCAUGGGUCAGGUUACACAGAUGAAGAUAAGAAAAGCUUCACAAAACUGGUUUAUCAAAACAUAUUUACUGCCGUACAAGCUAUGAUCAGAGCUAUGGAUACUCUAAAAAUACAGUACACAUCUGAGCAAAACAAGGAAAAUGCUCAGCUGAUCAGAGAAGUGGAGGUGGACAGAGUAACAGCUCUAGAAAGAAAACAAGUGGAAGCAAUCAAGAAGCUCUGGGCAGAUCCAGGAAUCCAGGAGUGCUAUGAUAGACGGAGAGAAUACCAGCUCUCAGACUCCGCUAAAUAUUACCUUACUGACAUUGAUCGUAUUGCCUUGCCCUCAUUUGUGCCAACUCAGCAAGAUAUUCUCAGAGUCAGAGUGCCAACUACGGGAAUUAUUGAGUAUCCUUUUGAUUUAGAAAACAUUAUUUUUAGAAUGGUGGAUGUAGGUGGCCAGAGGUCUGAAAGAAGGAAAUGGAUUCACUGUUUUGAAAGUGUUACCUCCAUCAUUUUCUUAGUUGCACUAAGUGAAUACGACCAGGUCCUGGCUGAAUGUGACAAUGAGAAUCGAAUGGAAGAAAGCAAGGCCUUAUUUAAAACGAUCAUCACAUACCCAUGGUUUCUGAACUCUUCAGUCAUUCUGUUCUUAAACAAAAAAGAUCUUCUAGAAGAGAAAAUCAUGUACUCCCAUCUAAUCAGCUAUUUCCCAGAAUACACAGGACCUAAACAAGAUGUGAAAGCUGCCAGAGAAUUCAUUUUGAAGCUGUACCAGGACCAGAAUCCAGACAAAGAGAAAGUAAUCUAUUCCCACUUCACUUGUGCCACAGACACAGAGAAUAUCCGCUUUGUCUUUGCUGCUGUCAAAGACACUAUCCUACAGCUAAACCUGAGGGAGUUCAACCUGGUGUAAAAAGAGAACCGCGGCUUGGAUCCACCUAUCGUCAUCUACCUACCCAGCAUAGACUAAUAAAAACAUUACUAGUGCAUUCUAAAAAAUUCCACAAAAGACAGAUUGACACAGAUACAAAUAGAGUUGCUCUUUGAAACAAUUUACUUACAGAAACAGAGGUUGUUUCUGUACAUUUGCUGAUCUUGAAAUAUUUACUGAAGAGAAGUGGAUUAAUAGAACUUUAAGGGAGAACUUCCAAUGUUUACAGUUUUUUAAACUAUACAUUUUAAAUAUUGUUUUUAUAUUUCCCUUAAUUUAGGCUGUGAGAUUUUUUGUGACAACUGUGGUUCAAAGGGUAUUUAAGAAAUUUUUUUUUAUAGAACUAUAUAUAAAUCCAUUGCCAUUCAUCUGUUAUUUUCUUAGGGUUUUUUAUUGCAUUUCGUAAUCAUGAAAAUUAUCAUAGGAAAUUCUAACCUGAGAUGCCUUAAAAAUGAUAAAGUAAUGCUAUUUUAGAAUGUUAGAUACUGUAAUAUUUAUCAUUUAAGUUAGAAUGAGCUGUUAGCAUUUUAAUGAAUUUGGGGGCCAUAUAUUGAAUUUAAUCAUUUAGAUUUUUAUGUUGGAAGUGUCUUUCGUAGGCUGAUAUGCCCAAAGUCUUAACAUGUCUUUGAUGUCAUUUGGCAAUAAUACACAAGAGCCAAGUGUAUAGUUAUAAAGCACAUAGCUGUCACUUCUAUUAAAAUGACAGUGUAACACCAGUA